AUGCGCGUCCCGGUCGUAGCGAGUCCACCAAUCUCCCACCCCUCACAACACGAGGGCACGAAGCAAGAGAACGCGGGCGAAUCAACGCCGUCUGGUGCUCGCAGGAGUCUGGUUGGCAGCGCCGCUCGCACCAAAACGGGUCCGGUCGCGUCCCCGCAGCCGGCGUGGUUCCCGCGAGUGAAACUCGAGCCGUACCUUACGCGGAGGCUGCGAGAGCUGCAGGAGGAGGUAGGACCGCAGCCGCCGUUGGAGCAGCUGCUGAUUCCGAGCAAGCUGGGUCGUUUGGAGCGGGAGAAGCAGGAGGCCGCCAUGGCUGCUAAGCGAGCCUCGCAGCUCCGCCAGGUGGCUCUCGUGGAAGCUUCGUGGUGUCGCAUACUCGACGCAGCAGGUAUCCCGUCUACCGGUGCUCUCGAGGUGGCGCAGCAAGCGGAGGAGGAGGCACACGUGGCAGUAGUCGAGGCCGCCAAGCUCGGCGUUAUUCUCGACCAUGCCGUCACCAGCAGGAGCAGAAACGGCAGUCCCCGCGCCGCCGCCGCCGCAGCCGCCGCUGCUGGCUCGGGCUUCUCUGCCGCCGCUGCCGCAGCAGCAGCAGCCGCCGCCAGCGCCGCGGACGACGAGCUGAUGGCGGCAUCGGCGCUUGCCGGCGCCUUGAGCUCUCGCGACGUCAUACUGACGUCAGUGUCGACGGCGCAGGCUGUGGAGAAGGAUGUGGUGUUGGCGGUAAUGAAAGCGCUGUCCCGUGUGGGGAAUAUCCGCGCGGCGGACGGCAUCGUUGACUUCGUUGACUGGGAGGUGAAGGAGGGCGAGGAGCGGGAAGGGGAAGAGGAGGCACUGGGUCGGGAAUGCGGUGUUGUGGAGGUUGAGAAAGGGGACGGUGGAGGAGGAACGGGGGAAGAUGGGAAUGAGGCAGACGAGGAGAAGGGUGUGGGAACUGGAGAAGCAGGAGAAUGGGACGGCGCAGAGGGGGAAACAGGAGAGCUGGAAGUGGAGAAAGAGGAGGGGGUGUCUGACGGGAAUGAGUCCCAGGGGGAUGCGAUUAGCAAGGAAGAAGCGACGGAGGCUAAUCUGGAAGUAGGAAACUCCGUUGCGGCAGCAUCAGCUGCGACUGCAGAGGGGACAGCAGCGGAGGAGCCGACGGCCGAAGCGCGAGCGGAAGAAGGGGGGAUGGGCGAAGGGUCGGUGACAGCGGGAGCGGGAAUGCAGGAGGAGGAGAAGGAGGUUGGGAAGACGGGGAAUGGGGAGGAGGAGGAGAAGGAUGGGAAGGAGGAGGAGAAGGAUGGGAAGGAGGAGGGGAAGACGGGGAAGGAGGAGGAGGAGAUGAACGUCCCCGCAGUGAUCGCUGAGCGCGUGCUUGCGCUCAACCGCAACCACCGCACGGCGCUAGCCGCCAUCGUGGCCUCGCGCGGAAUGGUGAACGGGCUGCUGCAGGGGCUGCGGAACGGUCGCCGCCAGUCGUUCUCCGCCUCCGCCUCCCGCCGCCAGUCGCUCGCCGCGCUGUCUCAGAUUGGCGGAACGGGCGACGCGGGGCCGGCGCUAGCGAAGGUUGGAGAGAGUAAGGGCGUGGCGGGCGCAGGCGGAACGGGGGAGGCGGAGCAGGCGCAGAGUAAGGAGGGGGGAGGUGGCGGAGCAAGUGGGGGGGAUGCGGGGACUAGUAGUGGCAGUGGUGACCUUGGGAGCAUUUUGGUGAAGAAGCUAUCGCGACUGGAGCGGGAGAAAGCUGCAGCAGUGGAGGAGAGGAAGAGAGAGGAGGAGGAGAGGAGGAAGGCCAAGACGGAGAAGAAGGGAGGGGAGAGUGUGAGCGGAGUGAACGUGGGGUGGGGAGCGGAGGGGCUGGGCAGCGGCAUAAAGCACGUCUCGCGGAUUGACAGGGAGCUGGCUGCCGCGCGGGAGGCGGAGAGAAAGGCGCAAGGACGAGGCGCAGGGGUUGCUGCUCCUGGUGCUGCUGGUGGCGCCGGUGGUGUUGCUGCUGCUGGUAGUAAAAAUGGGGUCAGGGUGGGGAGGAGAGAGCGGGUGGAGGUGGGAUCGGUCCCUUCUCUGGAUUCGAUGCUGGUGAAAGGCAAGAGUAGGCUGCAGCGGGAGAAGGAGCAGGCGGCGGAGGCUGCUAAACAGGCGUGGGGGACAACUGGAGGGAACGGUACAGGCACCGGUGCAGCGGGAGGGAAAGGGGCGGGGAGGAGGGAGAGGGUGGAGGUGGGGUCAGUCCCAGGGCUGGAUAGCAUGCUGGUGGUGCGGCAUAAGAGCAAGCUGGAGCGAGAGAUGGAGGAGGAGAGGAAGUGGUGGGGGGAAAGCCAGGCUGGCGGUAGUAGCAGUGUGGUAAGGGCAAAUGGGGCGGGUGAGGGUGGUAGGGUGGAUGGUGGGCCGAAGGGAGGGCGGAGGGAGAGGGUGGAGGAGGGGUCGGUGCCUGGGCUGGGAGAGAUGCUGGUGAAGCAUAAGAGCAGGCUGGAGCGGGAGAAGGAGGAGGCAGCAGCAUGGGCGAGAGGCGCAGGAGGGUCUGGUGGUGGUACUGGCGCUGAUAGUGGUGCUGGUGGUGCUAAUGGUGCUGAUGGUGUUGAUGGUGGCGGUGAUAGUGCUGGUGGCGGGAGCAAGAGAGCAGGGGGGGGGAGUGGAAACGCUGUGGUGGACGCGGGCUGGGGCGGGUGUGGCCUUGCAGAUGUACUGAAGAAACCUGCAGUGAAGGGAGGGGCAGAGCAGGUCGGGGAGGGAGCAACGACUGAUGCUGCUGCAGUUACUGGUGAAGGACAUGGCGAAGGCGGGGUGGACGGGAAUGAGAACGUGAAGGGGAAUGCAGAUGGCAGUAGCCGAGAGAGUGGUGGUGUGGGUGAAGGGGUGGAAAACAGGCACUCUGAGAAGCAGCAGCAGCAGCAGCAGCAGCAGCAGCAGCAACAGGGGUUGGGGCUGGGAGAGGGAGUGAAGAAGAUGUCACGGCUGGAGAGGGAGCUGAUGGAGGCAAGGGCGCUGAAGGAAUGCGUGGGAGAGGCUGGGAAUGGUGGGAAGGCAGGCAGUGGCAGGAUGGUGGAUGCGUGGGGUGGUGUGGGGUUGGGCGACACUUUGAAGAAGCAUGUUUCGAAGAUGGAGCGAGCCAAGAUGGAUUGGGAGAAGGCAGAGGCAGCAGCACGCGAGAAGACAAAACUGUAG
Closterium sp. NIES-65 is the source of this 3135-nucleotide messenger RNA. Lineage: Eukaryota; Viridiplantae; Streptophyta; Zygnematophyceae; Desmidiales; Closteriaceae. The record is from the annotation of a GenBank genome assembly.